AUGAAUCUGUACACAGCAGGUGAAGGCCUUUUCGAUACCCAUGUCACUUGGGAUGAUAUCGAAGCUGAUAUGCAAAACGAGCUCCGCACCGUCGCCUCGUUCGGUCCCAACAAGUCAGUCAAUGAUAUCGAUGUCUCCUUUCAGGGUUUUAUGUCAAAAAUUCUACUCAUUGAGCCCGACUGGCAAAAUAAGGACAAGGAGCUACCGAAGAAAUUUUUAGCAAAAGUCAGUACGCUUUCCAGCGAAGUUUUGCCCAAUUUUGACUCAGCAAUCCGUGGUCAUAAGUUCGAACAUAUUCGUCACAUUUGCCAUCGCGUUUUUACUGAAAUCGAAAAAUUCAGCCCUCAAAGAGACUUCAUUUACAGAUUCUCACCCAGCUCGCCAUACAGAAAUUAUCGACAAAAGUUGCUGAGCAAUCGAAAAUCGAUAAUCACUUCGCUGAUCCCGAGUUCAUGGUCAAAUUCGAAGAAAUUGAGAAGCGUGUGA
Haemonchus placei is the source of this 486-nucleotide messenger RNA. NCBI's taxonomy places the organism in Eukaryota, Metazoa, Nematoda, Chromadorea, Rhabditida, Trichostrongylidae. The record is from the annotation of a GenBank genome assembly.